Messenger RNA from Mercenaria mercenaria, 3049 nucleotides. Its product is annotated as protein angel homolog 2-like. NCBI's taxonomy places the organism in Eukaryota, Metazoa, Mollusca, Bivalvia, Venerida, Veneridae. The coding region runs from base 308 to 2227 and encodes 639 amino acids. The record is from RefSeq and is a predicted model, not a curated record. The transcript is spliced from 6 exons. Gene Ontology annotation, molecular function: 3'-5'-RNA exonuclease activity.
UUUAAGACAGAAUGAGACAACAAUAAACAGAAAACACAUGUCAAGUGUCAUUUGAGGUCAAUGUACUGAUACGUAACGGACCUCCCGAAACUGGUUCUGGCCAGUUUUUGCUUUAACCGAAGCUUCCCGAGAGAGAUUGUACCAAUCAAAUUGAUGCGUUAAUUUCCGUAUGACUACGAGCCAGUUACGUAAAUCAUCGAUAUUGACUGACUGGUUACUAUUUAUGCUAUUCGUGGACGUUGUCUGAAAAGUAUUAGAACCAUUCGCGCACUUGACCUUGACCGACACUAAAAAAAACAACAAGAAGAUGCCAGAAAAAAAGAAGAAUUAUUCAUCAAAAUAUAACAACGCGUGGGAACUGGAAUUUUCUUGGCUUAGAAAAGCAGACAAUGGACCUAGUUUUGCUUUCUGCAAGCUAUGUAGGAAGAAAAUGAAAAAGUCUGACCAUUUAAUGAUUCCGAGAUCAGUGCGUUCCAAGAAAAAAGAAGAAAUAAAGCAAACUUCAUGCAGAGAUCAGAAUACCAGGCCAAGCCAUGCAAUCAAGAAAUCACGAAAGGACUGCCCUUCACCUACUAGAAACAUUGUGCGAGAAACAUUGACUGAUUUAGUAAAUCAAAGCUGUAUUACUGAAGAAACCAGGCUGAAAAAAGUUUACAUGAAUGUUGCCCCAGCUAGUGUUUCUGAAGCAAUUAUGUUACAGCAAAAUGCCCCUUAUGUAGACGUUGGCCCUGUAUCUUAUAGUAAGAGAGUACCAGUCUACCAUAGGAACAGGAAACCAGUCCAGGAUACCAGUGAUAGGGGACACGCAGUAUACACAGGAUUAGCCUGGGAACCAGAUGUGUUCUCACAUAGAAACACUUCUAGAAUGGAUGAUAGGCAUUCAGAUAGGAAGGGUUACUAUCCAAGACAAUGGGAGUACACUGAAGUUGGCCAGCAGUACCUGCGUCACCCUUCCUGGCACAGAGGAUUUGAGUUCACUGUAAUGAGUUACAAUGUUUUGGCACAGAACCUGUUGGAAGACAACUACAACAUGUAUUACAACAGUCCACACAAAGUCUUGGAUUGGAAAUAUCGCAAGAAGCAAUUGCUGAAGGAGCUGAGAUACCACAGUCCUGAUGGGAAAGCAUCAUUCGUUCAAAAUGUCAGAUUGAAUGUCAGUACCCCGGGAGAGAAACGUGGUACAAAAAGGAAGCUUGCCUCAAAAACAUUUGAGGUUAUUUGUCUGCAGGAAGUUAACUGUGAUCAUUAUGAGAACUUCUUCUUACCUGAACUACAGAAUCAAGGAUAUGAUGGUGUGUACAUGAAGAGAACAGGAGAUAAACUGGAUGGUUGUGCAACUUUCUUCAAGAAACAUAAAUUCACUUGUGUGCAAGUUGUUAAAGUUCCUUAUUGUCACAGUAGUGGUGGUAUUGUUCUAGACAGGGAUAAUGUUGGACUGAUUGUGAGACUCAGGCCCAGAACAACAUCAUUGCCAGCACACAAAACUCUCACUGUAGCUAACACUCAUUUGUUAUUUAACCCCAGACGAGGAGAUGUUAAACUUGCUCAGUUAAUGGUGCUGAUGGCAGAAAUUGAUAAAUGUGCAUACCUUUGGAGCCAUCCUGACACAUACCAGGCUAUAAUCAUGUGUGGAGAUUUUAAUUCAGAACCGCACAGUGACAUAUAUAAACUCAUAGUUAUGGGAUAUUUGCAGUAUGAGGGGCUAUUGGUUAGAGAGAUCUCUGGACAACAGGAGGGUAAAUAUGGUCGUGGGACAGCUACACUAGACAAAAAUUUCUUUCCCAGUGAAAUUGGAAUUAGUGAUACCUGUCAGUAUUGUAAUGUUGUUCGCCAACGUGCACAACCUGACACUAAUGGCGGGAACAGUGAAAAUGUUGAUAUUCAAGUUAUGGAAACUCAGGGCAGUGGCUACUUACAGCAUCAACUCCGACUGAUCUCAGUAUAUGAACACUGGUUGUCUAGACUCAAUUAUAGACAUAGAGAAGUUACAACACAUCAUGGUAAGGCAGCGUGUACGGUAGAUUAUUUGUUUUAUGGAGUUAGGUCAGGGAUGACAAGGUUCUAUAGAGGAGAAGUGGAGACUACAGAAGUUCAGGAAGGGCAUCUGAGUCUUCUCGCACGAUAUGGUUUGUUGUCUAAUCAUGAACUGCAAGAUAUGGGAAGUCUACCAAAUUACGCAUAUGGAUCUGACCAUCUGUCACUUAUUGCUAGGUUCUUGAUGACUUAAUUAGGGAAGUACCUGUUGUUCAGUUAAGUCACAGUUAUAUUCUGUUGCAGGUUUUUUUCAUGUUGGAAUUAAUAUUUUAUUGAGGCAGGAAGACUAAACACAUGUAUUGUUUUAUUCACAAGUUCUGUAUAAGGCUUAGAAUAUAAUAUUUUUUGUUUCCCCUUCUGCUACCUUCUCACAAAAAUGCCCCUACCCAAAAUAUUUUGGCCUCGUGUUUAAGAGUUCUUUAAUGGCAAUAUUUUCAAUUUCGCUCAUCCUUAAUAAUAAAUUUGAAUUAUUUUUAUAAUAAUCUUAAGUAUAGAUGCAUAUGUAAUGAAAAGAUUAUUAGAUUUGCAUUGAGAAAUAUGCACUCGUUCUUUCGCGAAAUAAUAUUGAGCUAAAGUCGAGCAAUAUUUCAACUGAAAACUCAGGCAUAUUUCUAGAUACAAAUUUAAUAACCUAUAUUACAGAGCUGUUUAUGGCUGGAAAAAAAUUGUGCACGUAUGCAGGAGGCACAGACUGAUUUUGUAUCACACAUUAAAAGUUUUAAGUUAAACAGAAAGAUAUUUUCUGUUUGUACCAGCCUAUUCCUAGCCUUUAAUGACAUGGGUUGCGGGAGGGGAAACAAAGUUAUUUUUAAGGUUGGCCUUGCUAAAGAGGGUUUUGGUUUUUACUUUAAUUUCUUUAUGAUUUUUCAAGAAUCUUAUGUUUUCAGUCAAUUUUUUUCAAAAGAUCUUUAUAGGUGAUGAAUAUAUUUUUGAAUUGUGUGUUUAUAAAUUUUGAUUUUAUGACCAAAAAUGUAUUUAGCCACCAAGUAGAUAAAAUAAAUCUAUUAACACAUCA